Molecule: messenger RNA, 1716 nt
Organism: Glycine soja
Lineage: Eukaryota; Viridiplantae; Streptophyta; Magnoliopsida; Fabales; Fabaceae
Product: mannan endo-1,4-beta-mannosidase 7-like
Exons: 5
Coding region: 129-1385 (418 amino acids)
Molecular function (GO): hydrolase activity, hydrolyzing O-glycosyl compounds
Source: RefSeq, a predicted model, not a curated record
UUUAAAAAAUAACUUAAUUUCCUACCUUACCCUACAAUCAAGGACAGAAUCUACGCAAUUAAAAGGCAACACGUUGAGAAGGCAACAAGGCAAGGGAAAAGCGAAGUGUGAAGACAGACACAGUGAGAAUGAUGAAGCGUCGGUUCCUUUUGGUUCUCUUGGUUCUCUAUGUCACAGUGGAGUUCUACGUAGAAGCAGAUGGUAGUGUUGGGUUUGUGAGAACAAGAGGAGUGCAGCUUAUGCUGAAUGGGAGCCCCUACUAUGCUAAUGGCUUUAAUGCCUAUUGGCUAAUGUAUCUUGCCUCUGAUCCUUCUCAGAGAAACAAAGUCUCAUCAGUGUUUCAACAGGCUUCAAAUCAUGGCCUCAACAUUGCCAGAACUUGGGCUUUCAGUGAUGGUGGAUAUCAACCACUACAAUACUCUCCUGGAUCUUACAAUUACCAAAUGUUUCAGGGAUUGGAUUUUGCAAUAGCCGAAGCAAGAAAAUAUGGGAUCAAGAUGGUGUUGAGUUUGGUGAAUAACUAUGAGAACAUGGGUGGGAAGAAGCAAUAUGUGGAAUGGGCAAAGAGUCAGGGGCAGUCCAUAAAUUCUGAGGAUGACUUUUUCACAAAUCCUGUUGUGAAGGGAUACUACAAAAACCACAUCAAGGCUGUACUUACAAGACGUAAUAGCAUCACUGGAGUUGCUUACAAAGACGACCCAACUAUAAUGGCUUGGGAACUUAUGAAUGAGAUUAGGUGCCCUUCUGAUCAAUCAGGAAGGACAGUUCAGGCUUGGAUCACUGAGAUGGCAUCUUACCUGAAAUCCAUAGAUGGAAACCACUUGCUGGAAGCUGGUCUGGAGGGUUUCUACGGCCAGUCAAAGCCUCAGUCUAACCCAAACUUCAAUGUAGGAACCGAUUUCAUUGCCAACAACCAAAUCCCAGGCAUUGAUUUCGCAACAGUGCACUCCUACCCGGACCAAUGGCUAUCAAGUUCUAGUUAUGAGGACCAAAUCUCAUUUUUAGGCCGUUGGCUGGAUGAGCACAUCCAAGAUGCACAGAACACCCUUCACAAGCCACUUCUAUUUGCGGAGUUUGGUAUUUCCACAAAGAGUUAUGGUGGCAACUCAACACCAAGGGAUCGGUUAUUCAACACAGUAUAUUCUGCAAUAUACUCAUCAGCAAGCAGUGGCGGGGCUGCUGUUGGUGGCUUGUUUUGGCAACUUAUGGUUCAAGGAAUGGAUUCUUAUCGAGACGGUUACGAAGUUGUCUUAGAUGAGAGCCCUUCAACGGCUAAUUUGAUCGCUCAAGAGUCUCAAAAACUAAACCGAAUUCGCAAGAUGUACGCCAGACUUAGAAACAUUGAGAAGUGGAAUGAAGCUAAGCAAAUUAGAGGUGGAAACUGAAUAUGAUACGUCUUAACUACCAUGAUAUAUAUAUAGAGAGAGAGAGAGAGAGAGUGAAGGGAGUUAGAAACUUUAAUUGAUAACUUAUUUGCGUGUGGAUUAAUCUUCAGAAUGAAGUGUCCCAAUAAUCUUAGUGGCAAGAAUUGCCUGUUAUUUUCGUCAAAGUAUUCCAAGUGAAGUGUUCUACAAAUGCGAUAGACAUAACUAUUUAUUAUUGAGAUAUUUCGAGAGAAACUUUGUAAUGCACGAACUAGCAUUUCAUCUACACUAUUAUGUCGGCAAGUGAAUGUACUUUGUCUAAACUGUUUAUAAAAUGGACUGCUGACGAUAA